This is a messenger RNA of Hylaeus volcanicus, 6983 nucleotides long. RefSeq names its product guanine nucleotide exchange factor DBS-like. Gene Ontology annotation, molecular function: protein binding; guanyl-nucleotide exchange factor activity. The record is from RefSeq and is a predicted model, not a curated record. Gene Ontology annotation, biological process: intracellular signal transduction. Gene Ontology annotation, cellular component: cytoplasm. Bases 699 to 3845 code for a protein of 1048 amino acids. The transcript has 16 exons. NCBI's taxonomy places the organism in Eukaryota, Metazoa, Arthropoda, Insecta, Hymenoptera, Colletidae.
UUACAAAACGAUAAGAAUAUUUUUGUGAAUUAGGCGCGCUUUCGUGUGACCGUUGAAAUAAUCGUCGAGUAAAAUUAAAUCUGCUUCGAUUUAGUUCUGCAAUUUGACAGUGACAUGCUUCAUGUCACGUGCAGCUACCCCUCUUUAGAAAUAGUCUCUCGCGAUUGGUUGGUUCGCCUUGUCUUUACCUCCACUGCGAAGCGGCAUUAUGGCGUGUCGUAUCUCGGUUAGGUUACGCUAGAGGUCGUCGGCCGACAUCGUAGCCGCUCAUGUCGAGGAGUCGUACCACUGCAGAGAUGCAAGAUGCAUUUAGUAACCUCGUGAAAGAAAUACCGACUCGAUGUCUCGUCGUUGACCACUUUUCCACGGAUCGCGUGACCAACGCGCAAAUUAUAAUCUGAUUCCUGACUGACGGGUUUUUCCAUUGUUGCGCGAGUGAUAAGCGACGCACGGUUCCGUCGAAACAUCGGAGUGUACAAGGAUUGAUCGGAAAUACCGGCUACGAUGUUCGGACGAGAAACGAGCACCGGCAUCGCUACAGAUUCCAUUCGAUCGACGUACGCGACAAAUUAACUCGUCUGGCCGUGUUAAUACUGGAAUAGUUUUGGAAAAGCCGAAUUGCUACAACGCCAAACCUUACUGAUAAUACCACGUGACGUUUGUAAACCGCAUAGAAUUGACUCGAGACAAAGAACGAUAUGAUUCUUCGACGCAAGUCCGUGCACAGCUGUAAUUGUCCCUGUCAUCAGCACUGCUCCACGAAAUGUGCAGAAGAUAUAGAGAGUAUGACUGGUGAGAUUGAAAAUGGAGAUUUGGCAAUCCGAGAUGUUGCAGACCUUCUUCAAUCACAGUAUGCUAUUAUAGCAGGAGGAAAAACUCGAGAGGGUUGUCCAAUAAUUACCUUUCCUGAUAAUGGUAAUUUUCAUAAUUUAUCUGACUUGGAUUAUCAACGUCUCAUGCUGUAUCUUACUUCUGUGCCAACUUUACAAGAAGCUGAUCUUGGGUUCCAUUUAAUAAUUGAUAGAAGAAAUGAUAAGUGGAACUCUGUGAAAACUGUCUUAUUAAAAAUCUCUGGUUUCUUUCCUGGUUUAGUGCAUGUAGCAUAUGUUCUUCGUCCAGCUGGAUUUUUACAAAAAACUAUAUCUGAAGUGUCAAAUAGAUUAUUUCGAGAAGAUUUCAAGUUCAGGGUUAUAUUUUUAGCAAACAUUGUUGAACUUCAUGAGUUUAUAGAUAAAGAUCAGCUAACCGAGCAACUUGGUGGCAGUUUAUCAUACUGUCAUCAUACUUGGAUACAAAACAGAAUCAGUUUAGAAAAAUUUUCAUCAAUGACACAAGACGUAUCUUUUGCAUUGGAUUCUUUUACACGGCGGUUAGCCGAGAUUGAAUUUCCCAACAACACCGUUGCAACCACAUCUUUGUUAUCCCAGCAACAAGUCGAAUACAAUGAAUUAAAAGAAGAAAUCCUUAGUGCUGCAAGACAUGGUGAAGCACUUUUAGACAGUGUACGACAAGUAACUGGCAAGGGAACAGCUGAUAGACUAGGAAAUGUUGCGGCGGUAGAAAGAUUGCUUGUUCAACUGGAAGAAACAGAACGCACUUUUGACUUGUUUUGGUCGCAUCACAGUUCUCGUUUAAGGCACUGCCUAGCUUUGAGACAAUUCGAAGCUGACUUUAGAGAAUUACAAGCAACAUUGGACCAACAUUUAAAAACUAUAGAAGACAUGACGGAAGUAGGAGAAACUCAAGCACGAGUUGAACAGUUACUUUGCGACACAUCGGCGUUUCAACGAAUAUGUAGAGGAGAUAUAGAACGAGCAGAGGAAGUGAUAUCGGCUGGUCAGCAACUGUUGUCUGGUAGGCACCAAUGUCCGACGGACGUCGUAGAACCUAAAUGCGUAGAGUUACAGAGAAUUUGUACUAUUCUAAGUCAAAGAUUGGAAAGGCGACUACAUAUGUUAUCCAAAUGCAGAGAACUUAUGGAACGAAUAGAUAAGGCAAAUACGUGGUGCACACGUGGAGUAGAAUUACUUGCAUCACAAAAUAAUAUUACACCACCCGACCAAGCGCUUCAAGAAUUACAAGAAUUGAUAGAAGCUGCAGAAGAAUUUCACCAUCCCAGAUGUAUUUUUCAAGACUCUGUAAUGCCUGAAACUAAAGCUCUUAUUACACAAGUUUUGCAAAGAAUAGAAGAUGUGUCUUUAAUGUGUGAUAAAAGAAUAAUGACACUCAAGCAGCAAUUGAUUAAACCAGCGAGACCAGUUCAAACUGUAACACCUGAACCAGUUAAGCCACUGCAAUCACUGCCUCAGACUGUCAAACCUGGAAGGAUUCUGAAAAAAGCUAACACUAUGCCAAAGAUGGAGAUGAGCCCUAUAGAGGGGGAAUCUUCAUCGCCGGAAAGUGAGUCCAAAGAUGUAGAAGCUUUACGUUUAAAACGUGGACACGUGUUGGCGGAACUUGUUGAAACUGAACGAAUUUAUGUUGCCGAGUUAGGUUCUAUAAUUAAAGGGUACAAAAUGGAAUUAACAAAUGAGGCAAUGGCACAUUUAAUACCGGCAGCAUUAGUAGGCAAAGGAGAUAUUUUAUUUGGUAACCUAGAAGAUAUUUACAGUUUUCACGGAGAGAUGUUUUUAAGAGAUUUAGAGAACUGUAUUUCAAAUACCGAACUUGUUGCAUUAUGUUUUGUACAAAGACGUGAAGUAUUCUUCAGAUUAUAUAGUUAUUAUUGUCAAAAUAUUCAAAGAUCGGAAAGAUUACGAGAACAGAUACAAAAUGAACCACAGUUUCUCGCCACUUGUCAACAGAGACUUGGUCAUAAAUUACCUCUUGCUGCAUACCUUCUUAAACCUGUACAACGUAUAACAAAAUACCAAUUGUUGCUAAAAGAUCUUUUAAAAUAUAGCGACGAACCAUCGUGUUGCACUGAAUUACAAGAAGCUUUGGACUGUAUGCUAGUUGUAUUAAAAUGCGUCAACGAUAGUAUGCAUCAGACUGCGAUUACUGGAUUCGGUGGAGAUUUAAAUGCACAAGGUGAGCUCUUGUUACAAGGCUCUUUCAGUGUAUGGAGUAGCAGUAAACGAGAACGACUUCUCAGGUUAAAGCCAUCUCAACGCCAUAUUUUCUUGUAUGAAAAGGCUCUUAUAUUUUGUAAACACAGUAAACCCCAAGCUCACAAUAAAGCUACCUAUCACUUUAAGAGAUAUUUGAAGAUGUCGCAAAUUGGACUGACUGAAUCAGUUAAAGGUGAUGCCAGGCGUUUUGAAAUUUGGCUUCAAGGUCGGGCUGAAGUCCAUACAAUACAGGCAUCUACCGUUGACGUCAAACAAUCUUGGGUCCGCCAAAUUAAAGGCGUUUUAAUGUCUCAAUUAGCCGAACUUAAAGGAAAACAAAACUCUGCUCUUGGAAAGACCAACCAUAAACCUCUACGACAAACAAUUUCGUGGGAAGCACAAGGCAGCGUAUCUGGAUCUCUACGGACUCUUUCAGUUGAUGGUAGCAGCGUUAUAUCACACAUUACAGAUGUCUCGCAAUCAACGGAAGACGAUGUCGCUUGGAGUUCAGAAAACAGUAAUACUGAUGAUGAAGAUGCUUUCAGUGAAAACCCUGGUCCAGCUCCCGGUGGAAGAUACGUAGCAUUAGCUGAUUAUUGUGCAGUUGGACAGUCUGAAGUUACUAUGCGUGAAGGAGACAAUCUAGAACUUCUUAAGGUUGGUUGUGCUGGUUGGUGGUUUGUAAAAUUAAUAGGUACUGGAAUAGAAGGAUGGGCACCUGCAGCUUACUUGGAACCAAUUAAUCGAAAAACGUCGCGCAGCUCACAGUCGGUCAACAGUCAAGAAACCAUGUGAAACAGGCGUCUAACACACUAGGUUUUUCUGGUGUGUUAGGUUUAUACCAUGUCGUUAAUGAGUAACAGUUGUUAAAGAGUAGUAUUAAAAAUCGCAUAUGGAGGCUUUUGUAAUAUAAAGGUAUGGACAAGACUUUGGAAAUUUUGCAUAAAAUUCAACUCAUAAUAUAAAUACAUCAUAUUAGAUUUCUAAUUCUGUAAACUAUAUAAUACAGCAAUAUGCGCUUGAUUAAUAUAAUUAAUCAGUGAGCAGUUAUAAUUACAUGUAAUUUUUGAAACUAAAAUCAGAUGAAAAUGAAUUUGAAAGAAGAAUCUGAUCACGUAAUCUUUUACAAAGAAGUCAGGGAAUAGAAGAAUGUAUGAAGUUUUGGUUACAUAAAUUGUGCUCGAAACCAUUUGUUGGUGAAAGUACUUUAUGCAGAAAAAAUAGAAUUUGCAUUUACUAAACAAAUAUACUAUUAAUUAGAUUUAUUCUUACAAAGAGAAUAACAUUUAUAGAAUUGUACAAAAUAUGUUUCGCUAGCGAAUUAAAAUCAUGUGCAAGCAUAUAAGCAGAUUUACAUUAACAUGAUUUAAAAUUGCUAUAAAUAAUACAGAUUUGUAUUUAACGUUACAUAUUGUCCUACUGAUAAGAAAAUUACUAUAAUGAAAUACAAUCAUUCAGUUGCUACUUCCUUAAAAAUUUCCAUAGUAAUAUAAAGGAUUAAACUUACCUGUACUUAUAAGCUGCAUAAAAUUCGGCCGUGUGCAAAUAUUCCAAAGUUCAUACGAUAUAAAACUUGAGAUGAUUUUAUUUAGUAUAAUAUGUUUUGUAUAGUAAAAACUUGUGUACAGGUACAGAAAGAAAUCUAAUGCAUCUGCGUUAUAUUUAUUAUCUAUUUUCUAGUGAAAUCACGACCAUGUAUGACGCAAGGUUUAGAUAUAUACGAAGAUUCUAUGCGAAUAUGAAUUUAUUUAUUUUUACAACUAAUACAGUACAACAUAAAAUAUAACUUUCACGAUGUUUUAUCGUGCGUGAAUUUAGAAUAUUUGCAAACUAUCGGAAAUUGGUCAAAGAGUCCUUGAAAUAGAAACAGGAGAUCAAACAUUUAUUUGAUGCUUCUGUAACUGAAAUAUAGAAAAUAGAACUACUUUGUUGGCACAUUAGUGUAGCUAGGAUAGAAAUUAUAUUGCUAAUAAGUCUUUGCGACCAAACAGCUUGAUAUUAGUAUUAUUUUAGUAAAUAAUAAAUAACAUAUUUAAAAUAUUUGAGUAAAGAUGAAACAAACGAUAACAAGGAGUUAAGUAACAUAUACAAAAGUUUUUUAGAGGUUAAAAAUUUAACACCAAGCAUUGUGCAAUAUUUAACACUGAUUGUAAUAAACUUUAGAAUGUAACAUUUUAGUAAAAGAUGCAAUUUCGAUUUUAGCAAAGUUAAUAAUCAACCAAUUUCUUAAGCAUUGAAUAAUAAUGAAACAUGUAUAAUAAUGUAAUUUGUACUAAAAGUUUAUAUGAACACAGAAGAACUAAGAAAUUGUUAAGAAUUAACAUUUUUUUUUGUAUAGGUAUAGAAUGCAAUAAUUAUGUUUACCUUAUAAUCGAAAAUGAUCAAUAUUUCAUCGCAUAAUUUAUAUUACUUAUACAAGUGUUAUUUAAGUGUAAUUUAUAUAUUAUUUAUACAUAGCAAAAUUCUAUUGUGAUUACGAGAUAUACAUAUUGAGUACAAAUAAUUUAUUUUAAUACUAUGAAUAUUAUUAAAAUAAAUUCAUGUUAUAAUGUUUAAACUUGAACGCCGUAAUAAAUGCGUCUGCAUAAUUAAAGUAUACAAGUUUUAAUUAUGUUGUUAAUGUUUGAUUAGAAGAACUUGUGAAUUUUUAGCCAAAGAAAAUUUUAUACUUUUCUUUGGUAAGAUAAAGCUGAAGAAACUAUUAAUUUAUAGUUGUGAAUAUUUGUAAUUAAUGUGAUUAUUUAAAUUUUGUAAUUAAUUAGAAUUUAUCAUUUUUAUCCACCUUCACGCCGUCCUGAUACUAACUAGUUAUAGGAUUUAAUCAGACAAAAUUUAAUUGUUUUACGUUUACCAUUUAAUUUAUACAUCGACAAUUUGUUUGAAACAUAUUAUAAGGUUUUAUGUGUAUUGAAAAACAGCAAUAUUGAGUGAUAAUAAAAAUCGAAUAUUGUUACAUAUUUGCAAAAAGCGCUUUUAAACUGUAUUCGAUUAAUCAUCCUUUUCAUACAAAAUGAAAAUAACGCGGUACUUUACAGUGCUCGAUAUGUCAUGCAAUUAUACAAAUAUACAAUCUACGAAAUACGAUAAAUUAUUUGUUUGAAUGUAAAAGAAAUAGUAUAGCUUUAAAUUUUACUUUAAAAUUUAGAUUAUUCCUUUAUGUGUCGACACAUAUAACCUAGGAUAAGCGAUUGAAAAAACAUUCAGGCAUUUAGAAUCUUGUGUAGACAACAUUAAAUUAAUAUAUAGACAAUAAACACACGCCUGUUGUGAAAUAGUUCCAUUUGAAUAUACAUAUUACAGAUAUACUAAUAAUUUUGGACAUAAGUAAGAUACUGUUAAUAUACUUCCGUUUAGAAAUUAAAUCAGUAACAGAUUGUCACUGAAAAAAUGUUCGUUCUGUGCAAUAUGUAUAACGUUGCGAUAUAAGAUUAUUCAAAAUUUGGGCCUUGUGUUUGAAUCAUUAAACAAUGCAUUAAUUUAAAAAGUAAUUAAAAAGUUAACUACAAGUUUUUAAUGAAAGGUUCCUUAUGUUGUUCCUUUAAAGUAAAUUUAAUAAAAUUUAUUUUUACACGUAAGAAUAAUAUGGACCCUAAUCUCUCUUCUAUUUAUGAGAAAGUUAAAUUAUCCGAGACAAAUUUUAAAACUUUUUAACGAAGAAGAAACGCAGGUGACGCAUUCUUGUUUAUUUUAAAUAUGGAAUUCGCUUUUUGAUUCCGAUUAAGUUACGAGUACUAAUGAAAGUUGAAUAAUAAAAUUAUGAAUGAUGUUGUAAUAAUUGCGCUUAAGUUAGUGAUAGUACGAUACAAGUCAUUAGUAUUUAAUGAUUAUUUGAAACCCUGAAAUGUAUUACAUAGUUAAGUACAUGAUCUAAUUAAUAUUGUAUUUUGUUCGAUAUAAAACGAUAUAAUAUGAUAAAAAUACAUACGAAUUGCA